CAAAAGACACAACCAGGUAGACAUCUUUUAAGUAGAAUAAGCAUAGUUUAUUAGCAGUUUGCUUUAUGCAGCGUGCCAACCUGAACGGCUGAAUUACUACAUACGAUUGUAUAUUUCCUCCAUAGACCGCGGUUCGCAAGAUAAUUAUUAUUUUGUAUUAAAAAAACCCAAAAUGUCCCAGAAAGAACUGAAAGAGGCUUUUGUCAGCAACCUGAAUGGGACGAGCCUUGGUGAGGUCUCACUCGGUUCUGUCCUUGCUCCUCUAUGUUUGAUGAGCAGAGGACUGGUUCUGGUUCUUUAUUACCUUGGCAAGGGGGUGCUUCCAUUUACUUGGAAGGUACACCUUCUUAUGGACUUCACCUUUCUGAUACUUCCACUUGUCCUGUCUUGUACAAUACUUAGUGACUUCCUUCAAGUGGUCAUUCUGAGCCUGGCAGCCAUUAACACAAGUUUGCUGUUCAGUGUUUACUACAGAAAAAAGCACAGUUCAAGUGUGCACUCACGGGAUGUGUUUAAGAACUUUUUACAGAUUAACUUGGAGACCAACCGCAUCCCCUUUGUGUCUCUCUUUCGAGUGCUUGUCAACGUAAAGACCGCCAUUAGCAUUCUUGCUGUGGACUUCAGUGUGUUUCCGAGACGUUACGCAAAAGCUGAAACCUAUGGGACUGGGGUUAUGGACUUUGGAGUAGGAGCCUACAUCUUUGCUAAUGCACUAGUUUGUCCUGAAGCACGAAGAAAGGAAGUCUAUGUGUCCAAGAUCAGCUAUGUUGCUAAGCAGCUCUUGUCUGUUUGGCCCCUGGCUUUACUUGGAAUGGCAAGACUGAUCAGUCUCAAAGUAACAGGCUACCAUGAGCAUGUAACGGAAUAUGGGGUGCACUGGAAUUUCUUUUUCACACUGGCUGUAGUCAGAGUGGUUGCCACAGUAAUUCUAGCCUUGUUUCCUGUCAAUAGGUCAUGGUUUUGUGCUCUUAUCAUUGGUGGGCUUUACCAGACCACGCUUGAGAUGACUGAACUCAAGUCCUUUAUUAUCCAUAACAGUGAUAGAAUGGGAGGAUUUUUAAGUGCCAACAAAGAAGGGGUGUUUUCAGUCAUAGGCUACAUAGCCAUCUACUUGGCUGGGGUCCAGGUGGGACUUUAUGUUAUGCAAGCAAGAACACUGGUUAAAGACUGGAUCAAAGCUGUAUGUAAUCUCUUGCUGGGAAGUUUUGGUUUGUUUGCCUUUUUGUAUGUUUGCCAGACUUUUAUAGAGCCAGUCUCUCGCAGGAUGGCAAACCUUUCCUUUUGUGUUUGGACUGUUGCCCAGUCUCUCUUUUUCCUGUCUUGCUUCGGCAUUGCCGAUAUUGUAUUAGUCUUUUCCAAAUCAUUAGCCAACUGUACCCUGAUAUCUUCAUCUUGGAAUCCAAUUAAAAAUGCCAAGUCCGAAACCUUAUCAGCAGAAAAAAUAAGAGACAAAAUGGAGGGGUUCUGUCUCAUUCAGGCUGUAAACAGAAAUCAGCUAUUGUUUUUUCUGUUGGCAAAUAUUUUCACUGGUUUUACUAAUGCUGUUGUUGACACAGUCAGUUGUAAUAAUUUCCACUCAGUAUGUGUGCUCUUGUGUUACAUGUUUAUGAAUUGUUUUAUCAUAUUCAUCUUGCAUCUGAAAAAAAUAACAGCAAAGUUCUGGUAAUUUAUUCCUCUUUUAAUGAGAUUUGAACAUUACCAAAGUACAGUUGCAUGUUAUACAUUCUCAAAAUAUUGGUAAUAAAAUGACAGUAAUCCAGCAAUAUUCAACAAUGUUCCGAAAUGUUCUUUUGGGGAGAAAUAUACUUAUGGUUGUGCUAAAUGCAUUGCUUUGUACCAUGAAUGUGCUAUGAAACUUUUCUAAAUAAAUUUACUCAGAAAACGU
Messenger RNA from Anguilla rostrata (American eel), 1885 nucleotides. It is a transcript of the gene pigw, whose product is annotated as phosphatidylinositol glycan anchor biosynthesis, class W. The transcript is spliced from 2 exons. Gene Ontology annotation, biological process: protein localization to plasma membrane; GPI anchor biosynthetic process. The coding region runs from base 173 to 1666 and encodes 497 amino acids. Gene Ontology annotation, cellular component: endoplasmic reticulum; membrane. The record is from RefSeq and is a predicted model, not a curated record. Lineage: Eukaryota; Metazoa; Chordata; Actinopteri; Anguilliformes; Anguillidae. Gene Ontology annotation, molecular function: glucosaminyl-phosphatidylinositol O-acyltransferase activity.